UUAAAACUCACAUGUGCUCGUGCUCCUAGCUUCUUCACAUUUCAACUUCGCGUUGUCUUAUGUUUUUCUGCAAAAUAAAAAGUUCGACAUAAAUUUAAUAAAAAAUGAAAGUUAAAAAGCCAAAAAACGUUGAACAACACGAUGUUGAAAAAGAUAAUAAAGAAGAAGAUAAAACCGAAGUUGCCGAAAAGCCAGUUAAAAUUGUUGAUGGAUCAAUUUUUAAAUAUUUCAAUGAUUUAACAAACGACAGUGAACACGUUCGAAUAAAUGCUGGAACACAAUUAUUGCAACAAUUAUCUAAAUCCCAGGAUGACGAUAAACGCAAAAAAGAGAUUUCGUAUUGUUUGAAACGACUUUGUCGUGGUGUUGGAGCGUCCACGUCUGCUUCUCGGGCAGGAUUCUUUACAACACUAGUUGCAUUUCUGCAAACUACAACCACCGAUGAUGUGAGCAUAGAAGAUGUCAUUAAAACAGUGCAGAAGGAACUUAAUGUUGGUACUUCAAUAUCGAACAAGGAAGAUGCAGAUGCGUUUGUUGGAAAGAUCCUUGUUUGUGGAGCAGUUCUCCGUUCAGGACGACUUAGUCAAGCCAACGCUGAAUAUCUGGAACAAAUAACAAAUAUUCUUGUUCAAGCUUCCAGACACCGCACAUACCACUGCUCCCUGGCAUAUGUCUUCCUUAUAGAGAUGAUAGAAAAGCUCACCGUCGAACAAUUCGAGCAAUCUGUUUGGCCUCUUUUACAAAUAGAACUCAUCAAACCAUGGCCAAAGCAAACAGUGCAAACCGUACACUGUCUAAUUGUGGCUCAUCUAAAAUUUCCCUCUGUCGUGGACAAACAAUUCUUCAAGAUGCACCUCGGUGGUGCGAAAUUGAUCAAUUCAGAUAGUGAACCCCAUUUGUUGCGACUUUUCGUAGGCAAUACGAAUUCAGAUAUUCUGACACACCCGGCUUUGGAAGCUUUUGGUGCCUAUAUAGCUACUAGCAGUAAACUAGUUGAAUUCAUUGAAAAUCAAUUCGAUCCAUUCUUAGAAACGCCAAACAGGCUGAAGGAGAUAAUUUCACUGAAAUUCCUUACAGACAUUCUGGCUCAUUUGGAUAACGAAAAAACACCGGUUUCGCGUCUUCUGAGUCCGAACUUUGUAAAAAUGAUCGUUGCUAGCUUAAAAAAUACCAAGUCAAAGAAAGACGAGACAUUCAAAGCUUUCUACGCUGAAUUCUUUGAAAACCUAUCAGCUUGCUGCUUAAAGGCUACUGAUGCAGAGCGUGUUGAAGUUGUCCACAAGCUUAUCCUUCAUCCGGGAACAUUUAAUAUUGAAAAAUUUACAACGAAUCGUAUUGUCCACCAGAUCAUAGGAUUCAUGGGUGAAAGCGGAAUCCAAGCUAUAUUCAAGACCUACAAAGAUAUAUUCCUUGAUCGGUUGCCCAAAAACGUUGAGAACAAAUCAGAAACAUGGCUUAAUUUCGAAAGGCAAAAUGCAGCAUACAUGUUGCAGCAUCUGCUGUCCCACAAGUCGGUGCAGAAAUCCUUCACCUGGCGUCAGGAACAACUCAAAUUCUUCAUGGCCAUUGGUCUAUUUAACGUCAAUAAUUCGGGGGAGAUUUGUCCUCGCAGUGAGGCAGGUCAGCUGCAAAAAGACUUCGGAGUUCACAUGAAAAACAUUUUCUACACAAGCUUGCAGUCGAAAGUGCCAGCCUUGAAAGAUGAGAAGGCAGUUCUUUUGACUUUGGUGGAUACCUGCAAUGAGUAUUUGCAAAAAAAGAAGGCUACAAACUUCUUCCGCCAGAAAAUCAAUGAAAACGUCCUCAAAGCUUGGAACGAAAUGUAUGCUGAGGUGAAGAAUUCGAAGAAAGUCCAUGGCAACGAAAAAAAAUUGCAACUGGUGUUCCAUAUACUCCUGCUGCACAUGGGCCUCCAGCUGUUCCGGGAGCCAGAAAUGGCUGAAACGGCAAUCUUGGACUUGGAGAAGUGCAUGGCUAGGACCAAGGGAAAGAAGAAGUCCAGCGAAGAUUCAGAACCCGAGUGGAUCGAGGUGGUUAUUGAUUUGUUUUUGCAUUUGCUGUCGCAGAACGCCAGCGCCCUUAGAAACAUUGUAAAUACGGUUUUCCCUCAAUUGUGUGACAGUUUGAAUUUGACAGCAGUGCAUCAGAUUCUGGCCAUGCUGGACAUGAAGGACGGACAGAAUCCAUUGAGUGGUAAGAACGAUGAAGAUGAUGAGGAUGGUGAAGAGGAGGAGGACGACGACGACGAAGAGGGACAGAAGGAAAACGGAAAUAAAGAUGAUGAGGAUUCUGAAGACGACGAAGAGAACAAUAGUGCAUCAGAAGAUGACGAAGAUGAAGAAGUCGAUGACGACGAAGAUGAUGAAGAGGAAGUCACAGCGUCAGAUAAGCUUCGGAAUGCCAUUUCUCUAGCCCUGGGCUCCGCAAUACCCAAAGACGACGAUCAAGAUUCCAUCGACUUAAAUGACAUGACUGAAGAAGAAGGUAAAAAGCUAGACGAGGCUCUAGCUGCGGCCUUUGGAGCGAUGAAGAAAGCCGGUGGGGAUAGCCAGAACAAAAAAUCCAAGAACCACCGAGUGCAAACCACCACAGUUAUGCACUUCCGCAUUCGAGUCCUGGACCUUCUGGAAAUAUACACACAACACGAACCCAGUCUUCUCAUAACCAUUGAAAUAAUGUUAGCCCUCUUCAAUAUGCUAGAAUUCUGCACCGAUGAAGAACUCAAGCCCUUGCAGAUCAAAGUCGAGAAGACACUCAACAAACUAACCCUCCUCCGACAAUUUAGCUCUGUUCAGGAUGUGACAGAAGCAAACCUCGUUGAUUUCAUUCGGUUGAUCAUCGAAAAGAAGGCCCGCUCCAUUGCGUUCGAUGUCCACAAUCGAUUGAAGAACAAGUGUUGCAUGUUCCUAAUUGCCAAUGCGAAACUGAUGAGUGAAGGAGGUACAAACGAACAGGUUCUCGCCUUGCUUGUCGAUUAUCUGGAAGACUUCAUUAAAACACGCAAUCCUGCUGUAAACGUUACUCUGUUAAGUGAUAUUUUCAAACUUCCCUGGCAAGGCGUUUGGCCUCUUGCCAGCACUUUGACCGAAAAGGGUAUGGAAAUGUCCGUACGGACUUUCAGGAGAAUACAAGUCGUAGAAUCGCUUAGUUUGGUCUACAAAAACCACAAACUAAUCAGCGAAAAUUCUAAACUCGCCAAGAAGCACCUCAAGAAAAUUGAAACAAUCCUAUGCCAGCAUUUGGAAGCAAUUUCCAAGGCAUCUAGUAUAUCACAAAAAGAAUUCAACACUCUAAUGGAUUUGUUCUUCUUCGCCAAACGCUGUCAUAGCAAAUACACAAUCGAAAACAGCUCGCUUAGUUCUUGUAAAGAUUGUGUUCAAGAGAUAAGAAGUAGAGUGCAGUUGGACUUGGCUCAAAGUUACAACAGAUUUUGUACUGCCUACGAAGUCAAACCAUUGAAGAAUCCCGCAACAGUCCAAAACGGACUAACAAAUGGCGAUGUAAGCGAAGAGGAGGAAGAAGAAGACAAUAGCAAAGUUGAUGUUACAACAAGCAAAAAAGAUAAAAAUAAAAAGAGGAAAAAUUCAGAUUCAGCAGCGGAAUCUUUCAAAAAAGGCAAAAAGUUGAAGAAAGAAGAACGAAUGAAAGCGUUUUCUGAAGGUCUAAAUGGAGGUUUCAAUUUUGACAGUGCGACGCCGGAGGAUGUUGUGAUAACAGACGACAUUUUACCGAAUCAUGAUGAUAGUAGUUCUGCGCAGGAGGACGAGGAGGAAGAUUCAGAUUAGGCAAUGCAUUAAGGUUUUAUUUUUUUUUGUAAUAAUUAUUAAAUUAAAUUACAUUUAAUAAAGAAAAAAAAAAACAUGUAAAUACAUAA
This is a messenger RNA of Eupeodes corollae, 3874 nucleotides long. It is a transcript of the gene Mybbp1A, whose product is annotated as myb-binding protein 1A. Gene Ontology annotation, cellular component: nucleolus. Lineage: Eukaryota; Metazoa; Arthropoda; Insecta; Diptera; Syrphidae. Gene Ontology annotation, molecular function: RNA binding; transcription factor binding; sequence-specific DNA binding. The record is from RefSeq and is a predicted model, not a curated record. The transcript is spliced from 4 exons. The coding region runs from base 105 to 3785 and encodes 1226 amino acids. Gene Ontology annotation, biological process: regulation of DNA-templated transcription.